GCGGCUUUCGAACAGUAGAAAACUUUACGCAGAGAUGCCAGAUGUGAACAUGGUCAGAGCCCACCCCGUGGCGUAGGGGUGAAACUGGGCGGAGACUGGGCGGUCCUUUGCGCGCUUCAUGACGUCUUCAUGAUGGUCAAAGCUUGGCUCAGCACAGAUGGCCACAGAUAAGUAAAGGGCGAUCUCCAAAGCGCGAACGAGACCAGACGGAACCGAAGCUGAAUAAGAAGCUCCCUUUUUCUGUGUCCAUUGUGGACGGUGCCGUUACAGGACUUUUCCAGGACAGUGAAAGUGAAGCUACCGAACUAAACGCGACAGUGCCCACGGUGCGGUGCGCGUGCUUUUCUUGGAGCGUCGGGAUUUUUUUUUCUUCUCCUUCUUCUUCUUGCGGCUUUUUGUGGGUCAUGACACAAUCUGGUUGAUCUUUGGUUUCCGAAGUUUCUCGUUACAGGUGGAGGAUUUUCCUUUCUUCCAAAACAAUAAAUAAAUAAGAAAAGAAAAGGCGUGCCGAACGCACAGAGCCGAUGACUGCCGAGGUCCAGCAGCCUUCCGUGCAGCCGCCUGCCCAAAGCAGCCCGAUGUCCGCGCCCGACAAAGCGCACGCUCAAUCGGCGGCCAUGGACGCGGCCUCCUCCACCACCAAAGCCAAAAAGACAAACGCCGGCAUCCGGCGUCCUGAGAAGCCUCCGUACUCGUACAUCGCGCUCAUUGUCAUGGCCAUCCAGAGCUCUCCGACGAAGCGCCUUACUCUCAGUGAGAUCUACCAGUUCCUCCAGAGCCGCUUCCCGUUCUUUCGUGGCUCUUACCAAGGCUGGAAAAACUCCGUGCGCCAUAACUUGUCCUUAAACGAGUGCUUCAUUAAGCUGCCCAAGGGGCUCGGGCGGCCAGGGAAGGGCCACUAUUGGACCAUCGACCCUGCGAGCGAGUUCAUGUUCGAGGAAGGCUCUUUCCGGCGCAGACCGCGCGGAUUCCGGCGCAAAUGCCAGGCGCUGAAGCCGUCCAUGUACAGCAUGAUGAACGGCCUCGGGUUCAACCACCUACCCGAGUCUUACAACUUCCAGGGCAGCAGCGGAGGCCUGUCUUGCCCGCCAAAUAGUUUAUCCUUAGAGAGCGGGAUUGGGAUGAUGAACGGACAUUUGGCAGGCAACAUGGAGGGAAUGGGCUUGGCAGGACACUCCAUGUCUCAUCUUUCAGCCAACAGUGGACAUUCCUACAUGGGGAACUGUACGGGAUCCACAGGGAGCGAGUACCCCCAUCACGACAACUCAGCCUCGCCCUUGCUGUCCGGCGGCGGAGUCAUGGAGCCGCAUCCCGUUUACUCCAGCACGACCUCGGCAUGGGCUCCCGCGCCCUCAGCUUCCCUUAAUAACGGAGCGUCUUAUAUUAAACAGCAGCCACUGUCUCCAUGUAACCCCGGUGCUAAUCCUUUACAGCCGAGCUUACCGACACACUCUCUGGACCAGUCAUAUCUGCACCAGAACGGACACAGCACCACCGACCUACAAGGUAUUCCCAGGUACCAUUCCCAAUCUCCCAGCAUGUGCGACCGGAAGGAGUUCGUGUUCUCUUUCAACGCCAUGACAUCUUCAACUAUGCAUUCACCUGGAAGUGGCUCUUAUUACCAUCACCAACAGGUCGCCUAUCAGGACAUCAAGCCUUGUGUGAUGUGACAGCACUGGGAAUGAAUUAAAGACUCAUUCAACACUGAUGAAGGAGCCACUGAGCCUCUGCGGUGGGAAACAAAACAAACAAACUACAACAACAACAACAACAACACACGGGCCUGAAAGGAGCGGAUUCGCUGGAAAGGAAGGAGAACAAAAAAAAAAGACAAGUGAGCUCAAAAAGAUCCAUAUACAAAAUGCGAAAUGAUGCAAACUCGGUACAAAAUGAUGAACAGGAGAAAAGCCGGGUACCUUCAGCGUGUCGGGUGUUUCCACCACACCAGGUUUUACAAUCAGCCUUUAAGGUGAUAUGAUGUCAUGUGAUGUGAUGUGAUGUGUGCCACAUUUAUUCAAGCUAUUUCCAAAUAACAAAUGACUGCGCAAAUUCUGAACUAAUGUGUAUCUCAAUGCCAAAAAGGAAGAAAAGAAAAGAAAACCCCGCUUGGUACUAACUCUGCUGGCGGAUGGAUACCACUUGAGUGUAGGCUGUGAGUUGUCAUUCCAGGGAACCAGGAAUGUGAUAUAUAGUGAAAGUUGUAUUACGAUUGUUUGUUUAUUUGUGUUUGUUUGUUUGUUUAAAUAUAGUCCUAUAUAAAUAGUAUUUUCUUCAGGACAAGCUGUUCGAUAUCUGAUCCUAGCCCAUUCGAAUUCUGUCUCAUCAGUCCAAAGUUCACCAGGUUAUCACAUGGAAGGAAAAACGAAGGCACUUUUAAACCUUAAAGCGCAACUUUACUUUUAUUUAUUCUGUUUAUAUUUGGAUUGUAUAAAUAUAACCUUAGUAGCUAUUGAACGCUUUAUCGGCAAUAUUUGCCCAGAACGCUGUCAUUCAGUGUAAACAGAAAAUGAAGGUUUAAUGUAAGCACUGUUAUUUUGUUUGUUUGGUGUUUUAUUAUUAUAAUUAUCAUAAUUAUAAUAAUAAUAAUUAUAAUUAUUAUUAUUAUUGUUUUGUAUAUCCGUAUUGACACGAGUCAUUUUCCAGCACUGUAAAAAAUGUAUAUGGUGUAGGUAUUUUUUUUUUUUUUUUUUUUUAGUAGGCAUCUUUUUAGUACUACUUUCUAUUUUCGUGUCUUUAGGCAUUUAGAUAAAUCUUAAAUCUACGCACGAUAUGUAUACAAUUGUAUAAAAGCAGUAAUGGCAUGCAGUUGCAAUUAAACUGUUUAAAAGUAUUAGUAGAAAUUUGAAGAUUUUACAAGAUAAUUGGAGCUUUUUUUUCUUUUUCUUUUUCUUGAACGUGAUUCAGUCGUGGGAUUGCAUUCGGGGAUAAACAGGCCUCAUGAAAUAUAUUAUCUACGGGAUAGACAGAGAUUUUUUUUUUUUCUUAAGGGGGGAGAGAACAGCCCCUGAAAAUGAAAUAGACAAGUUUGUAUAAAUAAAUAAAUUUCACUUUUCUACAACUGGAAACUAAAUCCAAAAUCCAGUAUGACAAUUAUUAAAUUUGUUUAAAUUAUUAUUAUUAUUAUUAUUAUUAUUAUUAUUAUUAUUAAAAACAAAACACGUGAUAUUAGGAGUGUCAUUACAGCCUGUGUCGAUCGAUUGAUUGAUACUAAAUCUACGUAUUUAAUUUUUCAUUCGGAUUUGGGAGUAACUUUUGCAAGCCUCCAAAAGCCCGAACUCCAAAGGCAAAAAGAGAAACGAGUGUGUGCCACAUGUGUACAGCUGUUAUUUUUUCCAGAUAUUAUACUGCCACUGAAUUCAUUAAACUGUCUUUUCUGA
Neoarius graeffei (lesser salmon catfish) is the source of this 3377-nucleotide messenger RNA. It is a transcript of the gene foxf1, whose product is annotated as forkhead box F1. The record is from RefSeq and is a predicted model, not a curated record. Gene Ontology annotation, molecular function: DNA-binding transcription factor activity, RNA polymerase II-specific; RNA polymerase II cis-regulatory region sequence-specific DNA binding. The coding region runs from base 525 to 1670 and encodes 381 amino acids. Gene Ontology annotation, cellular component: nucleus. Gene Ontology annotation, biological process: animal organ morphogenesis; regulation of transcription by RNA polymerase II. Lineage: Eukaryota; Metazoa; Chordata; Actinopteri; Siluriformes; Ariidae. The transcript is spliced from 2 exons.